GCCGAGAUUUCAUCGAUAAUUUAAUUUCGAACGGAUUCAUUUUGCCUACGGAAGCAACAAUUGUUGAGUUGAUAUGGCGCUCAAGUACCACAAAGUUUUUGAUGGUUUAAGAGAAAUUAUCAAUAUUAUAAAACAAGAGCAGGUUUUGAAAGAGGAGAGACCUGUCCACACGCUCAAUCCUUUUCUUCGAUCAAAGGAUUUCUUCAUUGUAUUGUGUAUUACCGUUAUGGCAGCAGCCCUCCGAUUCGUGUUACAGAACAAGUUGCUUCCACUGUGGUUCUCAAAGUUCGCACCCAGUCGAAGACGAAAAAUUUGCGAAAACAUUUUCUAUACCGUGUUUUAUAUAUUCUCGUUCUGGUAUGGCGUUGUAGUUAUCACCCAAGAAAACUGGACAAUAGACCCUCGAGAUACCAUUAUCAGAGAGUUUUGGACUCCAUUUCCGGCUCCUAUGAGUACUCUGUUUAGGAGUUAUUAUCUUAUGGAAGCAGGUUAUUACUGUGGCGCUUUGUUGUUUCUCUCUUUUGACACGAGGCGCUCUGACUUUCUGGAGUUUGUAAUACACCAUGGUAGUACUGUAUUUUUAGUAUUGAUAAGCUAUAUAUUUGGAUAUGUCCGAAUCGGACUUUACAUUCUUUGUAUACAUGAUGCGAGUGACAUUCUUUUAUAUCUGGCGAAAGUGUUGUAUUAUGUAAGGUGGAAUGCGGAUAUCUACGUAUUUUCAUUCUUUGCGAUUGUUUUUUAUUUGACAAGGCUGGUCAUUUAUCCCAGAAUCGUUUGGUCAGUGGCUGUGGACUCGUUGCGUAUGGUACUGGAAAAGCCUUCCUUUAACUAUUGGGCUGCUCAUUGGCAGUUUUAUUUGUUACAUUAUUUCUUAUGUUUAAUUGCGCUCAUAGUUUUACAACUUUUGCACUGUUUUUGGUUUUCACUUAUUCUGAAAAUGGUGUAUCGUUCGUUAUCAGCUUCGACGGAGGCACUAAGGCAGGAUGGUGGAGACAUUCGUAGCGAUGAUGAAGAGGAAGACGAAAAAGACGGUUGAAAAAAGUAUAACAUGUUAACAUUUCAUACAGAAACAUGAUUGAAUAAUAAAUUUGGUUAUCGUUUGAUGUUAUGAUGUUG
Galdieria sulphuraria is the source of this 1116-nucleotide messenger RNA. RefSeq names its product longevity assurance protein LAG1. Bases 74 to 1036 code for a protein of 320 amino acids. The transcript is spliced from 3 exons. Gene Ontology annotation, molecular function: sphingosine N-acyltransferase activity. Lineage: Eukaryota; Rhodophyta; Bangiophyceae; Galdieriales; Galdieriaceae. The record is from RefSeq and is a predicted model, not a curated record. Gene Ontology annotation, biological process: ceramide biosynthetic process. Gene Ontology annotation, cellular component: membrane.